CGACUCUUACAAGCGAUGCAUGGCGAGAUUUUUUUUAUCGUCGACUUUGCUUUGUGGCAGGUAUUUGGACUACCUGAGUAACCUGUAAGGUAAAUGUACUUAUAUGAGGAGGAAGAGGAGAAAAGUCAGCUACGUGUACUGGUAUUUUCACCGAAUCGAGAGAAGUAAAACGAUGGCGAACGUGUCGAAAGUGAAAGUAGGCAGGGAAGGGCUGCUGAAGAAGUUAGAGGAAUUGAGCAUUGAAAGCACGACCAUUGAACACCCGGAGGUAUUUACAGUUGAAGAGGCACUACCCCAUGUCUCACACCUUGAAGGUAUGUUUGCCAAGAAUUUGUUCCUGCGGAGUAAGAAGAAGAAGUUGUAUUUGUUUUGUGCUCCACAUGAUGCUGAUAUCAAAUUAAAUGAUCUUGCUAAGUUGUCUGGUGCCUCCGGAGGCCUACGGUUUGCAGAUGAGUCAGUGUUGGAAGAAAAGCUGGGUUUAACACAAGGCUCAGUGACAUUGUUUGGGCUCAUCAAUGACCAUGCUAAGGAUGUGACAUUAGUAUUGGACCGACAGCUAUUGGAUGGUUCCUACACCAAAAUCUACUUCCAUCCAAUGGUGAACUCAGCAUCCACUGCCAUCAGCUCAGCAGGAAUUCAAGCUUUCCUCCAGCAUACUGGACACGAACCUCUCAUUGUGGAUGUAGCAAAGACUACUGAUGAAUCUCAAAAUUAAUUAUAUAGGUACAUUUUAGUUAAUUUUUAGUUUUACAUUUAAAAAUAACUUUUUCCUAUCAUUUCUUAGUUCAGUGAAAUAGUGUUAAGAUCCAAUAUAUCCCAGGAUUUAGAUUAUGUUGGAUGGAUUUUUAACUCAACUUUGAUAAUUGAAUAAAGUAUUUGUGAUUCAUAACUAUGUAUAUUAGGGAACUGGCACAAUUAUACUUAGUUUUUAUACUGUAUAUAUGCUUUAUAUAUAUACUGUUAUAACUGAUACUUAAACAAGAGUUUUUUUUUUUUGUAUGUAUUCAUCCUAUCUUUUGAUGCUAUUUUUCAACUUAAGUCCUUUUCUUGAGUAAAGAUUGAGGCAUGGAUCAGGGUUUUCCAUAAGAGCCGGUUGCCGGCCAAUUUGACCGGCUACUUUGAUCAUUUGGCGGCCUACACCAAUCCAGUUCCGUAAUAAUGUUCCGUACACGACUACACGUACACGGCAGGCCAGCCUCCAACUUUCACUACACAGCCUACUUCUAACAAAAUUAUGGAAAACCCUGAUGGAUACAGACUAAUUAUAAUUCCAUCCAUGGUAUGAUUUCUAUAUUGUGAAACAUGGUUUUUAAAAUAAUGCGCAAUCUUGAAAGAUUCUCUAAAUAAAUUUGGGAAAACAUACACAAAUGUUUACCAGUUACAUAGAACAUUGGAUAUAUUGUACAAUACUGAUAAAGUUGCAGUCUGUUAUGUAACAUAUAUUCGUUUAUAAUUGCAGUAUGUGUAGUAAAUAUUUCAACAAGGAUUGGCAGUAUUAAACAACAUCUAAUGUUAUUACCCAAGCUGUAACAAGGGGGUAGGGUAUGCUGCUAUCAGAUUGUCUUCCUGUAGACAGAUUGGACAAAAUAAAACUCCCUAAUCUUAACCAAUUUUUAUAUAUUCAUUAACUUGAUGAAUACAUAGUGUGGUUAUGAACUUGUGAUUAAAUUUUCAUAUUGAUAAUUUUCAAGGGGUUGUGUGUGUCUGUGUGUGCAGUUUU
This is a messenger RNA of Ylistrum balloti, 1720 nucleotides long. Its product is annotated as prolyl-tRNA synthetase associated domain-containing protein 1-like. The transcript has 2 exons. NCBI's taxonomy places the organism in Eukaryota, Metazoa, Mollusca, Bivalvia, Pectinida, Pectinidae. The coding region runs from base 104 to 715 and encodes 203 amino acids. The record is from RefSeq and is a predicted model, not a curated record. Gene Ontology annotation, molecular function: aminoacyl-tRNA deacylase activity.